Clarias gariepinus (North African catfish) is the source of this 1996-nucleotide messenger RNA. It is a transcript of the gene cdk18, whose product is annotated as cyclin dependent kinase 18. Gene Ontology annotation, molecular function: ATP binding; protein kinase activity. Gene Ontology annotation, cellular component: nucleus; cytoplasm. The coding region runs from base 348 to 1748 and encodes 466 amino acids. NCBI's taxonomy places the organism in Eukaryota, Metazoa, Chordata, Actinopteri, Siluriformes, Clariidae. The record is from RefSeq and is a predicted model, not a curated record. Gene Ontology annotation, biological process: protein phosphorylation. The transcript is spliced from 16 exons.
CUCUCUCUCUCUUUCUCUCUGUCUCUCGACGGCAGGGGGGGGGGGGAGGAGGGCCUUGCAUGAAAAGCAGCAGAAGGCAAGGCAGUGCAGGAGCAGCCUGUGGAGACAGGGACAGCCUGUGUGUGUUUGUCCACCUCUAUCACACUCCAACACACACACAUACACACACACACACAUACACUCUUACGGGCACGCACACAUCCUCCAGCUGUGGAUUUAUUAGUGUUGCCAAAGAAGCUGGAGGGCCUUGUGUUGUCCUCCUCCUCGUCCUGAGCAGCAGCAGCAGCAGCAGCAGCAUCAGGGACACACACGGUCCUCGUCCACUCCUGAGUUCGGGGCACUGAGAAAUGAACAAAAUGAAGAACUUCAAGCGCCGCUUCUCACUGUCCGUGCCAAGAACAGAGACAAUUGAGGAGAACGAGUUCACCGAGCAGAUAAACCAGCUCAACAUCCAGCACAAUGAGGAUCUGGUGCCGAAUACCCUGGGCUUGCACGCUCUCCACCCAUCAGCGAGUCCGCUGGCCUCCGAGCAUCAGGCUCCGUCUCCCACCCAGCUGCACUACCACAGCAAAGUCCAGCACCGCCGCUUCUCCAUGGAGGAUGUCAGUAAGAGGAUGGCUCUGCCCAUGGACAUUCGUUUGCCACCAGAGUUUCUAAAGAAGUUGCAGAUGGAGAGCCCAGACUCAUGCAAACCACUCAGCCGCAUGUCCAGACGAGCCUCACUGUCUGACAUCGGUUUUGGGAAGCUGGAGACGUACGUGAAACUGGGCAAAUUAGGAGAGGGAACUUAUGCUACAGUAUUCAAGGGGCGCAGCAAGCUGACAGAAAACCUGGUGGCCCUGAAAGAGAUCCGGCUCGAGCAUGAAGAAGGCGCCCCUUGCACCGCCAUCAGGGAAGUUUCGCUGCUGAAAAACCUGAAACAUGCCAACAUUGUGACUCUGCAUGACAUCAUCCAUACUGACCGCUGCCUCACUCUGGUCUUCGAAUAUCUGGACAGCGAUUUGAAGCAGUACCUAGACAACUGUGGAAACCUCAUGAGCAUGCACAACGUGAAGAUAUUUAUGUUCCAGCUUCUGCGUGGUUUAUCUUAUUGUCAUAAGAGAAAGAUUCUACACAGGGACCUCAAGCCACAGAAUCUGCUCAUCAACGAGAAGGGAGAACUGAAGUUAGCUGACUUUGGUCUGGCAAGAGCGAAAUCUGUGCCGACGAAAACCUACUCAAAUGAGGUGGUAACUUUAUGGUACCGUCCUCCAGACGUCCUGCUGGGUUCCACAGAAUACUCGACUCAUAUAGACAUGUGGGGCGUAGGGUGUAUUUUGUAUGAAUUGGCAACGGGACGCCCCAUGUUCCCAGGCUCGACUGUCAAAGAGGAGCUGCACCUGGUUUUUCGUCUCAUGGGAACCCCGACUGAAGAGACCUGGCCUGGGAUUUCAACUAACGAGGAGUUCAAGUCGUACAUGUUCCCUCUGUAUAGGGCCCAGGCGCUGAUAAACCAUGUUCCCAGACUGGACACUGAGGGCAUCGAUCUUCUUUCAGCUCUUCUGCUUUACGACACCAAAAAAAGGAUCUCUGCCGAGACGUCUCUAAGACACACAUACUUCCUCAGUCUGGGAGAGAACAUUCAUUCCUUAUCAGACACUUCUUCAGUGUUCUCACUAAAGGAGGUGCAGCUUCAGAAGGAUCCCGGCCACCGGAGCUCAGUUUUUCAUCCAGGUCGGGGAAAGAACCGCCGACAAAGUAUAUUCUAACAGCUGAUAUAUGGAGGAGGAAGAUCAUCACAAUGAAGAAAAUGGCUGUAAAUCUGAGCAAACUGCCCAGCUGUAUCCCAAAACCUCCUUACUUUAGCACACACUGGACACACACUCACAGCUGACUGAAGUUAAAUCAAUUCACUGUUGAUUAAGUGAAUUGGACAAAAGAAUAGCUGAUUACUCGUAGCUCCCUGUUGUGCUCCCUCAACACUCAUAUCUCAAACUGUAAAGACAAAAAAAAAAAA